CUUAUCCCCCACUUCUCCAACUCUUUCCUACAGCAAAUGCCCUCGCCUCCACCAAAGAAAGCAAACCCUAGCAGCCUCCACCAAUCGUCGUCGCCGUCUGUCGGAGUGGGAGAUUGCUGCCGCGGUCCGUCGCACUCAAGAACUACCGUCUUCGUGCUCUCGGGCCUCUCGCCGGAUCCUCCGCGUCGUGUGCUCGCAUCUCACCUCUCUCCUCUAUGCUCGGCUGCUCCCGUCUCCCUCCGCCAGUGAGUGCUCGAGCUGUGCGCGUUGGUUGCUGCUCGUCGUCCGUGGUUGUCUCUGCUCGAUUCUGCCUCCUAGUGUUACUCGAGUCUCGUCUCAGUCACUGGCAUCUCGUGGUUCGCCUGUCUCGUCGCCGGCGGCCGAAGCAACUCGUGGGGUUGUCUCUUGCUUCGUCGCCUUCCGUGGGGUGGUCGCUGACUCGCCGUCGACCGUUGGUUCGGUGUUGGCUUCAACUUUCAAAUGGGAAUUAGGAGCUGGUGACGAUAACAACAUCUUCUGGAACUGAGUCUGUUGUUUCACUGCCUGAUGCGAAAAACUUGACCGCAACAUCAUCCUCACUUGGGCUGAAACUACAACCAUAUUCAUAGGCUCAUAGAAUCGGGAGUAGUAACAGAAACACAGACGCAGUUGAUUCUGAAUGAAGACAGCAGGGAGCAUAUUCCUAAGGACUCACUUCCCCCCUCCAACUAAGCUCCUUUUCCUUCCUCUUACAAAUCCCAAACACUCCCUCUCCCUAAUUCCCAUUUCCAUAUCCUUCACCCGCUUCUCAUCCACCAAUCCCAAUCCAAUCUUAUACGGACCUUCCCUCCACAAAGGAACCGUUCCAACGCUUCAAUGCCCCCAAAACGAUGCCCUUCUCACCCUCCGUGAAGAUGCCUUCACUCGCGUCUUCCACCUCUCCGCCCUCCGCGUCCCCUCCGCCCACUGCUCCGCCUUAGAGACUCGCCUCCGCGGCCACCUCCUCAACUGGCCUCGUGUUCGCAACAUCGCUCGCGUCCCCGGUGAUGACCUCGAUCCCGACCUUGCUUCGCUAGUUACCUCCGGAGAAUCAGGAGGAGGAGAAGAAGGACACGUGUCGUUGCAGCGACGGAUUUACGGCCAAGCCGAGGGAGACGGCGACGUUUUGAGCCCCGUUCUGUACAGAGAGAAGCUCGCAAGGACGUUCAAUACGCGCGGCUUCGUGAAGUUCAGGAACCUGGCGAAGAUAUCGAGGCCGCCGAAGAGGAAGAAGAAGAAGAAGGAGGAGGAGGAGGAGGAGGAGGUGAAAGUCGAGAGGCGCACGGGGAAGAACGGUUUUGCUACGGUGGAGGUUGUUGAAGAGGACGAUAAUGGAGGGGGUAUUUUGGGGAAUUUGGUUGAGGAGGAGUUUGGGAGGGAGAAGUGGAGGGGCUCCACGAGGUUGCUGUUGCUGGAUGAACGGUACGCCGGUCGCGGCGUCCAAGACUUGCCUGAGGCUAUCAAGGUGGCCGUAUUAAAGGAGUAUGCCGAAAAGAGUGCAAAUUUGACUUUUGAGCUAGUUAGGUGCAAGUUGACUCUGUUUUAUGAUUAUUGGCAGAUGAAUGAGAUCCUGGAGGUCUUGCUACCUGAUGGUGUGGUUGUUCCUUCAGCUUUUGAGACCGUUGGUCACAUUGCACACCUGAAUUUGAGAGAGGAACAUUUACCAUACAAAACACUCAUAGCAAAGGUUGUGCUGGAUAAAAAUAAGCCAAAGAUACAAACAGUUGUGAACAAGAUUGAUUCCAUUCAUAAUGAAUACAGGACCAUGCAGCUUGAGGUUCUAGCAGGAAACCACUCUCUAGUUACCACAGUUGUUGAGAACGGAAUACGCUUUCAGGUUGACUUAGCAACAGUAUACUGGAGUUCUAGGCUUGCAACUGAAAGACAAAGGCUUCUGAGUGGUUUUACACGGAAAGAUGUUGUCUGUGAUGUUUUUUCUGGAGUUGGUCCCUUGGCCAUAUCUGCAGCAAAGAUAGUUAAGCAUGUUUUCGCUAAUGAUCUAAACCCAUUUGCAGUGGAGUAUCUGGAAAGAAAUAGUGUUCUAAACAAACUUGAAAGGAAGAUUGAGGUCUUUAACAUGGAUGGGAGAAGGUUCAUUAGGGCUAUGUAUGCCAGUGAUAAAGCUCAAUCAAUCACGCAAGUGGUUAUGAACUUGCCAAAUGAAGCUGCAGAAUUUCUAGAUGCAUUUAGGGGAAUAUACAAAGACAGACCCAAGGACACGGAAUGUAACUUGCCAACGAUCCAUGUUUAUGGAUUCUCCAAAGCGCAAGAUCCGGAAUUUGAUUUUCACGAGAGAAUAAGAAUUGCCCUGCUAGAGGUCGCAGUCAACGUAGAAAUGCGACGUGUACGACUUGUGGCGCCCGGAAAAUGGAUGUUGUGUGCAUCAUUCGUUCUCCCUAGAAGUGUCGCAUUUGCUAAUACUGCAAUUGAUACUUAAAUAUUUUUUACUGUCACUUAGCAAAGUUUUGUUGCAUUACAUUAGUUACCCCAUGCCCAGAGCGAAUAAUGUACAUAUGUUGUAACAUGUAUUUAUCAAAAUCCAUACCAGCGCAUAGCUUUGUUUAUUUAUUUUCUUAGGAUGUUUGAAAUAAAAGUCCAAUAACAUGCAUUUAUUGAAUUGUAAGAGCUGCCGGUGGGUUCUUUUCGAGUUGAAGUUGAUUUAUCUUAUUCAA
This is a messenger RNA of Arachis ipaensis, 2690 nucleotides long. The record is from RefSeq and is a predicted model, not a curated record. NCBI's taxonomy places the organism in Eukaryota, Viridiplantae, Streptophyta, Magnoliopsida, Fabales, Fabaceae.